GACCCCAGCAAACGCGUAUGUCACGUGAGCAGCGGCGCCGACGCCCGCGCAGGCGCAGUGGGCCUCUUCCGUGUGCCCGGCAUGGGGACACCGCUCGGUGGUAUGUUCUCUGGGCAGCCACCGGGGCCCCCGCCACCCCCGCCGGGACUCCCGGGCCAGGCUUCGCUUCUUCAGGCAGCGCCAGGCGUUCCUAGACCUUCUAACAGUACGUUGGUGGACGAGUUGGAGUCAUCUUUCGAGGCUUGCUUUGCUUCUCUGGUGAGUCAGGACUAUGUCAAUGGCACUGAUCAGGAAGAAAUCCGAACUGGUGUUGAUCAAUGUAUCCAGAAGUUUCUGGAUAUUGCAAGGCAGACAGAAUGUUUUUUCCUACAAAAAAGAUUACAGUUAUCCGUCCAGAAACCAGAGCAAGUAAUCAAAGAGGACGUCUCGGAACUAAGGAAUGAAUUACAACGGAAGGAUGCGCUGGUCCAGAAGCACCUGACAAAGCUGAGGCAUUGGCAGCAGGUGCUGGAGGACAUCAGUGUGCAGCACAAGAAGCCAGCCGAAAUCCCUCAGGGCUCCUUGGCCUACCUUGAGCAGGCGUCUGCUAAUAUCCCCGCACCUCUGAAGCAGACCUGAGUAAAAGCUGAAGGGGUCUGGGGUAUGAGGCCGCCCUGGACACACAGUUCUGCCAAACAUCCCUUCUUGUGGACAUGGCGUUUUGGAAGAACUUUUUACCAGAGAAUGAGUUAGUUUUAGUUUUAUGUGCCCACUUAAAAUCUUUCCCAAUUUUUAUAAGCUGUUAAUUUUUUGAGUACUUUAUAAAAUGCUUAUAGUUUUGGCAAACCACGUAAAUUUUUUUGUCUUAACAGAGUUUAUUCUGUUAGUGUGAUGACACUUACAAAUUCUUUAUUAUUAUUAUUAUUAUUUGUUGCUUGUUUUUAAACAAAUUUUUGUAUGACUUUUCAGUUAGAUUACUUUAUAUGAUCUGAGGGAGAAAAAUUACAAUAAUUUGAGAGUGUGGGGAUGAGGAUUUGGUUGGAAAUCUUUUAUGAGAAUUACCCUUCAGUGGUAGUGUUGAACAAUAUGUAAACUUGCUGUGUGUCAAGACUUUGAACUACCUCAAGAAGAGGAAUCUAAUGCAAUAAUGUUUGUAAUUCUUCCAGAGCUCUCUGAAUGAGGAUAUUUUGCACAUAUGUAAGAUGAUCAAAAUAUCCUGGGUUAGCUUAGUAAUAUUACAGUAGGAUCCUUAGGUUGAUGCUAAUUUUUAUUUGGGGUAAGUUUGUAUUUUGUGUUGUGUUUAUUUACUUUUUCUUAAGGGGGAGGGGUGUAGUCAGAGCAGUGAUAUGCUGAAUUUUGUUACGUUCUGCCGUAAUGAAUCAGUUUAAGGGGACAGACUGUUCUCAAUAGCAUGACAGUUGGGGCAUAAGUGUGAUAUGAGGGGUUAAAGUUUGCUGUGAUGUCUCCUUUA
Galeopterus variegatus (Sunda flying lemur) is the source of this 1450-nucleotide messenger RNA. It is a transcript of the gene MED28, whose product is annotated as mediator complex subunit 28. Gene Ontology annotation, cellular component: mediator complex. Lineage: Eukaryota; Metazoa; Chordata; Mammalia; Dermoptera; Cynocephalidae. The transcript has 4 exons. The record is from RefSeq and is a predicted model, not a curated record. The coding region runs from base 82 to 618 and encodes 178 amino acids.